Molecule: messenger RNA, 1632 nt
Organism: Molossus molossus (Pallas's mastiff bat)
Lineage: Eukaryota; Metazoa; Chordata; Mammalia; Chiroptera; Molossidae
Gene: COQ9
Product: coenzyme Q9
Exons: 9
Coding region: 10-969 (319 amino acids)
Biological process (GO): ubiquinone biosynthetic process
Cellular component (GO): mitochondrial inner membrane
Molecular function (GO): lipid binding
Source: RefSeq, a predicted model, not a curated record
GCUUCCAAGAUGGCGGCGGCGGUGGCAGUGUCUGGUGCUCUCGGCCGGGCGGGCUGGAGGGUCCUGCAGCUGCGGUGCCUGCCCGUGGCCCACUGCCGACCAGCCCUGGUGCACCGUGCCUUCUAUGCUUCAGCCCUGCAGCUGAGGUCUUCAAAUGAGCAGAAGCAGCAACCUCCUCCCUCUUUUUCUCAGCAACAUUCUGAGACACAGGAGGCAGAAGAACCCAAUCCAGAGUUUUCUCGUCCACCCCCCAGGUACACAGACCAGGGUGGUGAGGAGGAGGAGGACCAUGAGAGUGAGGAGCAGCUGCAGCACCGCAUCCUAACAGCAGCCCUGGAGUUCGUGCCUGCCCAUGGAUGGACAGCAGAGGCAAUCGCAGAAGGAGCCCAGUCUCUAGGUCUCUCCAGUGCGGCAGCCAGCAUGUUUGGGAAUGAUGGCAGUGAACUGAUUCUGCAUUUUGUGACCCAGUGCAACGCUCGGCUCACCCAGGUGCUGGAAGAGGAGCAGAAGCUGGUACAGCUGAGCCAGGCAGAGAAGAGGAAGACAGACCAGUUCCUGAGGGAUGCAGUAGAAACCAGACUGAGAAUGCUGAUCCCGUACAUUCAGCACUGGCCCCGGGCCCUCAGCAUCCUCAUGCUCCCUCACAAUAUCCCAUCUAGCCUGAGCCUGCUCACCAGCAUGGUGGACGACAUGUGGCAUUACGCUGGGGACCAGUCCACUGAUUUCAACUGGUACACCCGCCGAGCUGUGCUGGCUGCCAUCUACAACACAACAGAGCUGGUGAUGAUGCAGGACUCCUCCCCAGACUUCGAGGACACUUGGCGCUUCUUGGAAAACCGGAUUAACGAUGCAAUGAACAUGGGCCACACUGCCAAGCAGGUGAAGUCCACUGGAGAGGCACUGGUGCAAGGACUCAUGGGUGCAGCAGUCACGCUCAAGAAUCUGACAGGUCUAAACCAGCGCCGGUGAACAAGAAGAGGUAUGAGCUAGAGUGCCCAGAAGAAAACCUGCGAAUAUAUUUAAAGGACAUUGAAAAGUACAAAGUGCCAUCCACAGGACAGGGUUUAAUGGGGAAACACUAAAGGACUCCUAAGUCACUACCACAGCCACCAGAGAACCAUAGGGCACUUGAUGAUACAGUUGUAGCUUGGGACUGGGCCACUUCUUCAGUUCCUAGUACCAAGCCUGGCUUCCUGAUGCCUUUCUGCAUUGCAGCUGUGUGAUUGAAAAAUGGCUCUCAUCCAAGUAUUCAAGCCACAGAAACCCAGCACGUCCCUGUCAUGGUCUCACGGGCACCUUGAUCAUAUCUUAAUUCUCCUAGAAAUGCUCUCUGGGACUCCCAAGUCAGAGUCAGAGAAUCUGAAGCUACCCCAAGUGGCAGCUGAUCCACAGCACAGGCACUUGUAACCAGAGGCAUUCCUUGCAGCCAUUUCCUCUCCAGCAUCCUGAGAUACUGUACCUGGGACCCCCUCAGAAAGCUGCCCACCUGAGACUGGUGCCUACUGGACAGUGGUUCACAGCCCAGCCAGAGCUGGGGUGUCAGGCCUGGUGUUGCAUUACACCAGUGUGUGUGGCAGGAUUAUUAGUGAACUUAGAGUCUAUAAAAAUAAUAAUAAAUAUGUUUGAAUCAGU